CACACGCACACACACACACACACAUCUCUGGAGAGCUGCACCUCGUCUUCCUUCAGUGCAGCUUGCACUUGCAGAGACUUUCUAACACAUGCGGCAACAUUCAGGCUGAACGCCAUGCGGCCGUCCUUCUCUGCUAGUCUGGAGCCCGGUCUGGAGCGAGGUGUCCCGUGGGGUCGUGACCUCUUCACCUUUGUGACUUCAGCAGCAGGUCACAUGAUGCGGACUCUUCAAAAGCCCCGGAAGAGCCGUCCGUCCAAGCGGCAGGUCAACCACCGCCGCUUCCUGCACAACAUGAUCCAGAGGAAAUUUGCAGAUAUAGAAGCAGCGAACCAUCGUCUGGCGUCAGCCCUUUAUGUUAAGGACACACAGGAGCCUCUGGAGCCGCAGGGCUCCACGUCCCAGAGCGAGGCUCUGCAGGGUCCUGAUCAGAGCGGAGGUCAAACAGAUGCAAAGGGCAUCUCAAAGUCGAGGAGCGACGCUUCUGUUGCCGGGGAACCAAAGGAGCUGGACGAUAAACAAAGAAAAUCCACCAACAACCAAAACAAGAUGAGACAAACCAAUGAAAAAAGAAGAAACAAAGCUGUUGAGUUCUCAGAGGUUUUUCUGGAGGCAGACCUCCUUCAGUCUGAAUAUCCCUGUCACCAAAACCAUAUGAAUCCAAUUGGCUACCGCAAUGAAAACAACCAACACCCAAAUGUUAUUGUUCUCGCCCAAAACGAGGACGAUUCUCCUCCUUUCUCCCCAGAGCUCUCUCCGCUGUCUCUCGACUCUUGUGAUUUCUCAGCUCAGAUGCUGACGGACCUCUCAACCAACACAGAACAAGAAUCCAUCCGGGACAUAACCGAGCUCUUCACGGACCCAGUGGGUCACGUGGACGUAGGGUCCUACUUUGAAACCAUCUGUCCGCGCCGGGUGGAAGACAUGAUUCUGUCUGAUAACUUCACCGGGUUGGAGGAGAACAUGGAGCCCGAACGCAGCUUUGGCUACAGCUGCGAAGAAGAUCGAGGAGGGACCGUAGAUUACGUCCAGCGUAACCCAGGAAACUCCCGUCAGCCGAGACAAAGUGAAUACAAAGCGAGUGCCUCCAUCUUCAGCGUCACUGAGCAGCAGGGGAGCUGCUGCAUGCUGGGAAACGACCUGAACGUCGCACCGUUUGAAGGCGUGGCUCAAUCUUUCCCCGUUCCGCCCCCUCAGCAGGAGCGUCGUCCCGUACCGACGCCUCCUCACGAGGACGACUGGCCGUUUCCUGACAUCCUGAAGGACGGGCAACUCCCUUACUGCUGAAGCCACACGUUUACGGAGCUUCAUUACGCUGAGGUUCAUAUUUAAACGUGAACAUUUCUGCAUGUUUUUAAACUUUUUACUGAUUCUACAAAAAGCUUAAAAGAAAACGACCCAAACAGUUUUCAGGAAAAAGUUACGUUUUUUUAGUGUCUGGAAAAUGAGCCGUUUCAAAAGCCUCUUGAGUCACCGUUACCUAGCAACUGCACACUGGAAAAAACUCCGGUAGUCCAACUUAAUUUUUUUAAAUUUGUUACAAGUAAUCAAAUUAAGUUUUUCCGAGUAAAUAUAUGAAGUUGUAUUAUAAUGAAAAGUAAGUACAUUAAGGUUGACAUACUUAUGAAUCAGAGGUUUCCCAUUUUCACUUUGGGCCAUAUCAAAAAUCUGAAUGUUCCUAAAGGGCCGGUUGUGCCAGAAUAUAUUGAUAAAACCCAUUAAAUUGUUAAAAUAUCAAUAAAUUGGUGUUUGCUUCAGCAUUCAUUAAGUAUUUCUUAAAAUUAAAUAAUAUUGAAAGUCUUUUCACACCAAUCAGUGCAUUCAGGAUUUUUGUGAUUGUGGUUUUUUUUAGCAAUCAAAAUCACUUAUUUUGUGAUGCCAGUUUAGAAAAUUUGUAAGGAAUUUUUUUACAAAUUUUCAUACAUUAUUUGCGCUAAUAUAUGAUGUUAAGCGUGACUUUCACGGACUAUGAUUUGAUGUCAACUGGGACGGCAGUCACUUAAACCCAAUGUUUUUGGCCAAUUUUGAGGGAACUUUGCAGUAAAAAUGUGAAAAGAAUGUGGGGAUGUGUUGAUUUUGUGUUCAUUUUACAGGUUUGUGAAAAACUUGAGGGAGUAAUUGAUGUAAUUAGGAGUUUAAAGGGCCACAUGUAAUAUAUUAACAAAUUUUCUUUAAGUUGAGUUCCAUUUUUUUUUUUUUUUCAGUGCAGCUGAGCUCACUGAAAAGCUCAGCUGGUUUUAUCACUGCAUGCUCAGAAGCACCUGUUUGGAUUUAAAGUGACAAGACGCCCUAAAGCAGCUCUGUCUGAAAGGAACCAGAGUAAAAUCUCAUUAUCUAAAAAUAACUCUGUGCAAAAAUAUGUUGACAUGUUUUGUAGCCGUAGCCUGUUAAGGAAGCAUAAAUGGUCACCUUUAAGUUGCUUUAUAACUAAAUAAUAUUUUGUAGACCAUAAGACCUGGAUUACAUGGAUAAGUUGAGAUGUUUUUAUUCAUUUUUUUCUUAAUCAGCAGGACAAGAAGAGCUUUGCAGAAGUAUUCACAGUAUUCAUUUUGUCAUAGUAGAACUACAAAUGUGUUUUUAUGAGGCAUUAUGUGAUGCAUUGUGUGCAACAUAAACAAUUUUCUUUGGAAAAAAUGGCUCCAGCUCAGGUAGUUUAGAUG
Messenger RNA from Poecilia reticulata (guppy), 2657 nucleotides. It is a transcript of the gene c16h19orf85, whose product is annotated as chromosome 16 C19orf85 homolog. Lineage: Eukaryota; Metazoa; Chordata; Actinopteri; Cyprinodontiformes; Poeciliidae. The record is from RefSeq and is a predicted model, not a curated record.